AUGAUUGAGGACUUGAAGCCAUCUCAAAUGUCGACUUCCAAGAGCACUGAUUUCCCAUUGACGCAGGUUGGGAGCUUGUCUGGCGAGGUUGAGGAAUUGCCAGGAUCCGGUGUGAAGAAGAGCUUGUUGUGGAAGCUCGACUUGAUCAUCUUGCCUGUGCUUGCUAUGAUCUACUUCACCAACAGUCUCGACCGAGCUAAUCUGGGAAACGCAAAGACCGAUGGCAUCGAAAAGGACCUUCACUUUGGGGCGAAUCAGUACUCAUUGGUCUUAACGUUGUUCUACAUUCCUUAUGGUCUCCUGAAUAUCCCUACCACGAUUCUGGCGAAGCGCUUCAGCCCGGCCAACGUUAUCCCGAUCCUCAUGUUUGGUUGGGGUGCUGUGUCUCUUGGAGCUGCCGCAGCUAAGAACUUUGGUGGUAUUGCCACAACAAGAAUUCUGCUGGGAGUCGCGGAGGCUGGAUUUUUCCCGUCAGCCAUUUACUAUCUGUCGAUGUUCUAUACUCGGCAUGAAAUUGCGAAAAGAAUUUCGUUGUUUUACAUGAUGGGCUUUGUGGCAAAUGCUUUUUCCGGAUUGAUUGCCUAUAGUGUCUUUCAAUGGCAUAAAAAGCUUCACGUAAGAGAUGCCUCCCAAUCCUCGGGUCGACCGUUAACAUUGAUGCAGAAUUGGCAAUAUCUUUUCAUCAUCGAGGGGAGCCUCACGGUUUUUCUCUCCCUCGUAGCAUUCACAAUCCUGCCUCGAAGUUUGACUGCCUCGAGGUAUUUUAGCCAGGAAGAGAAGGACUAUGGCAGACUGCGGCUGCAGAGGGAGUUUGAGAUUGAGCCAAUCAAGUUUUCGUGGUCCGCAGCGCUGAAACCACUGUUGAACUGGCACACGUGGAUGUUUGGGGCCAUGUCGCUGUGCUACGGAGUUGCGGCAGCCACUCUGUCCAAUUUCUUGCCUACCCUGAUCAAGCGAUUGAAGCCAGACACAGUCCAAGCCAAUCUCUUCACGAUCGCGCCCAACCUCAAUGGAGCGGUGUGGAUCGUGGUCGUCUGCUGGAUUUCUGACCGGUUUCAAGCUCGGGGAAUCUGGUCAGUCCUUACCAUGGGGACAUCUAUGAUCGGCUUCAUCUGCCUGGGGUCGGUCGAUCUUGUCCACAAGACCGGAGUGGGAUACUUUUUCACGUUCCUGUUGACAUUUGGUACAUUUACGCCGGCCGUUUUGGUUCCGGCCUGGGCGACCAGCAACAUAACUUCCAAUUCAGCGCGUGCCACCACUCUUGGCCUGCUCGUGGGGCUCCAGAACAUUGCAGGGAUCAUCUCGUCGUAUGCUUUUCGAAGCCAGGAUGCACCGGUAUACCGGCCCGCACUGAUCGUGUCGGGCUGUUUUCAGGGCGGCAUGCUCCUGACCGCGUCGUUUGCCUGGUUUUACUACCGACGCGUCAACCGGCAGCUGGACAGUGGGAAGAGGACGUCGGUUCGGGGCAUGGAGCAGAAUCCCGACUUUCGAUACGUGCUCUAG
Fonsecaea nubica is the source of this 1503-nucleotide messenger RNA. RefSeq lists its product as hypothetical. Lineage: Eukaryota; Fungi; Ascomycota; Eurotiomycetes; Chaetothyriales; Herpotrichiellaceae. Gene Ontology annotation, biological process: transmembrane transport. Gene Ontology annotation, molecular function: transmembrane transporter activity. The record is from RefSeq and is a predicted model, not a curated record. Gene Ontology annotation, cellular component: membrane. The coding region runs from base 1 to 1503 and encodes 500 amino acids. The transcript has 8 exons.